Penicillium maclennaniae is the source of this 228-nucleotide messenger RNA. RefSeq names its product mitotic-spindle organizing protein 1. The record is from RefSeq and is a predicted model, not a curated record. Gene Ontology annotation, cellular component: spindle; centrosome; interphase microtubule organizing center. The coding region runs from base 1 to 228 and encodes 75 amino acids. The transcript has 3 exons. Gene Ontology annotation, biological process: gamma-tubulin complex localization; microtubule nucleation by interphase microtubule organizing center; mitotic spindle assembly. Lineage: Eukaryota; Fungi; Ascomycota; Eurotiomycetes; Eurotiales; Aspergillaceae.
AUGCCUCCCCAGACAGACGACAAGCGCCAGGCUGCACGUGAAAUCAUCGAUAUUCUUCAUGAGAUCUCUAUCCUGCUCAAUACCCACCUGGACCGGACAGAGCUAUCUCUGUGUGUCUCUAUGAUUGAGAACGGAGUUAAUCCUGAUGCUCUUGCGACAGUGAUUAAAGAUUUGCGGAAAGAUGGCGCUACGCAAAAGCGGAUUUCACAUGCUCCGACUGCGGAGUAA